This is a messenger RNA of Terrapene triunguis (Three-toed box turtle), 858 nucleotides long. Its product is annotated as cytochrome P450 4F22-like. The annotation marks the transcript as partial. The record is from RefSeq and is a predicted model, not a curated record. The transcript is spliced from 3 exons. Gene Ontology annotation, molecular function: monooxygenase activity; heme binding; iron ion binding. Lineage: Eukaryota; Metazoa; Chordata; Testudines; Emydidae.
UCAGCACUAACCUCCGGGCCUGCCCCGUCUCUGGUCUCCCCCACAGCUGCCAUCGCACCCAAGGACUACGUGUUCUAUGGCUUCCUGAAGCCCUGGCUGGGGGACGGUUUGCUGCUGAGUAAUGGUGCGAAAUGGGUGCGGCACCGGCGCAUGCUGACACCAGCCUUCCACUUCGACAUCCUGAAGCCCUACAUGAAGAUCUUCAACCAGAGCACUGACAUCAUGCAUGUCAAGUGGCGCCGGCUGGUGGCGUCAGGCUCCACCUCCCUGGACAUGUUUGGACAGGUCAGCCUCAUGACCCUGGACAGUCUGCAGAAAUGCGUCUUCAGCUACAACAGCAACUGCCAGGAGUGAGUGACACGGGGGCAGCUCCCCCAGCAGGGGGGCAGUUCCCCCAGCUGACCCGAGGGUGGGAGCCCCCUCAUGGGGAGAGGUCAGAGUGGGGAGAAUGGGCUGCAGGAUCCCUCCCUUCCUGGCCUGGCCCCAGUGAGCCCAUCCGGAUUCACGGAAUGGGUCCCUGAACUGGAGAUCCCAGGGUGGGGAGGGUGUUACUGCAGGCCUGGGCAGGGACUCUCCAGUGGGGUGUCUGGAGGUGUUGCGGGGCGGGGGGGUCAGCAUGGCUGUGCUGUGCUUCUCUUGGGGGAUGAUCCUGCUGCCGCAUGCAUCUCGCUGCCAGGAAGCUCCUCACCUCAGUCCCGUCCCCCCAGAACCCUCCUGCCCCCAGUUUAUACAUGUACUGCAGGGCCCUCGUCUGCAGCUUGUAUCUGUUUUACUGCACUGGUGCACGUUGACUCCCUGUCAUGGGACACUGCCAGCUGGCUGCGGUUCGUGCUGGUGCAGGCUGGCCCCGGGCUGGCU